GGGAGAAGGUGUGGAAAGAGAUACGGUUGUCAGUUGGCACACAUUUUUAUAGUACCAUUCAUUGACUAGUGUCUAAAUAUCUUUCAAUUUUAAAAUCUUUUGUUUAAUUUUUAUCAAUUUUCGUGCGUAAAAACACUGAUUUCAAGGAAAAUUAUGUCUUCCCAAGGUGAUGAUUUGAGUGAAAAAGUGGCCACUAUAAAGUCAACAAUAACAACUUAUCCUGAUUUUCCUAAGAAGGGAAUUUUAUUUUAUGAUAUAAUGCCAAUCUUACAGAAUCCUGAUGUCUUUCAAAGCACCCUCGAUGUUUUAUCGGCAAAGUUGAAUUCUUUUGGUCCAAUUGAUGUCAUUGUUGCUCUUGAAUCGAGAGGAUUCCUUUUUGGUCCAACCUUGGCUCUACAACAUAAGUUACCUUUCAUAACAAUCAGAAAAAAAGGUAAACUUCCAGGACCAACACAAAAAUUGUCCUACAAACUUGAAUAUGGAGAAGAUACGAUUGAAAUUCAAGAAGGUUCCAUCAAAAAUGGAUCAAAAGCUGUUAUUAUUGAUGAUUUAUUGGCCACAGGCGGAACUCUUGAAGCUUCUAUCAAAUUGAUAAAAAAUUGUGGUGGAGAAGUUGUCUGUAGCAUGGUGAUCAUUGAAUUAGCAGAUUUACAUGGGAAGGACAAAGUUGAUUCACCAUUUUAUUCCAUAUUAAGAGUUUAAAUUUUUGUGAAUUCGAGCUGAAUUAAAUAAAAUAAGAUUCUUUCCGAUGCUAUUUAAACUUUAA
This is a messenger RNA of Tetranychus urticae (two-spotted spider mite), 766 nucleotides long. RefSeq names its product adenine phosphoribosyltransferase (gene Aprt). Gene Ontology annotation, molecular function: adenine phosphoribosyltransferase activity; AMP binding; adenine binding. Gene Ontology annotation, biological process: adenine salvage; AMP salvage. The record is from RefSeq and is a predicted model, not a curated record. Gene Ontology annotation, cellular component: cytoplasm. NCBI's taxonomy places the organism in Eukaryota, Metazoa, Arthropoda, Arachnida, Trombidiformes, Tetranychidae.